AUGGAUCAGCCACGUCACGUUCAUGAUCUUGCCGACGAGCUAUUGAGCGAAAUACUGCUUUUUCUCCUCGAGCCAGCACCUAGAGCCGUAAACGAUUCAUUCUACACCAAUGGCUCUGGGAAUGCCAUUGAAUACGGGGAAGCAUCCGACCUCGAUCGCUUUCGUCUGGUCUGCAAGCGCUUCAUGCGAAUCGGCACCCCUUAUAAGUUUUCCCGUUUCAUCCUGCGAUUCUCCGAACAUGGCUUCCGGCGCCUGGGGGAACUGUUAGAAAUGCAGCUGGCCUGCUAUGUAAAGACUCUCACGUACAUGGUGCGACCCUUUUAUCAAGGAAGCGGAUGGGCCCGAAUACUACGAACACUGGGAACAGAGAACAACGCCCUAUCCCAACUACACAGCCGACGACUACAAGAACAAACAAACCUAACCGAAACAAACUACGACAAAAUCCAACUCCAGCACGCGAUCGCCGCCUUUACCUCUCUCCAAGAAAUAAAACUCCUAAGACUCCAAGACCACCGAGACGAACGCCUAGCCGACUUCAUCCGCGACCACCACUAUUCCCAAACAGGAAUCCGCCUAGACUGGGAACCAGCCUGCACACGCGCAGUAACAAACCUAGGAAUCGCCCUCCUAAACUCAAAAUGCAGCUCCAUCCGCUUCACAGCACCACAGAUCAGCCCAGAAGCAACCCUCCAACUCCUCCGCGCGCCCUCAACAACCCUAGCGGCAAUGGGGACCCGCCUCACAAGCCUCGAUAUAAACUUCCACUCAAACACAGAUAACAUCACGCCCACAAUGGCCAACCUGUCGGGUGUCUUCCACCGUUUCUUCAUAGCUGCCAAAAACCUCAUCGCAAUCCACAUCGGCUUCGUAAGCAAAACACCGCUCGACCUUGAUCUCGAGGCCUUGUUUCACAAUAUCCGCUGGAAAACCCUCCGCAAACUAAGUAUCCAGGGUUGGCGUCUAAACGCCCAAGAAAUAAUCAACCUGGCUCGGAGGCAUAGAUACCAACUCCGCGAUUUCAGGCUCGGAGGCGUCUAUCUCAGACCGGGUGGUCGUUGGCGCGAUAUACUAUCCGUUCUCCGCGAAGAAAUGGACCAAUUAGACCGCCUGGACCUGCGGGAAAUUGACUACGCGGCCUAUUUCGAUUUGGUGGCUGUUUCGAAUGGAGUUGAGGUCUUUGAUGAUUAUGAUUAUCCUGCUCCUGUCCAGGUUCAUGUUCCCUCUUCGUUGACUGUUGCGGCAGGGACGGAGGAAGAGCCUAGUGUUGUUUUGUCGCCUGCUACGUAUACGCCGCUGGGGUUAGGGUUAGGGCCUGAUGGGGGGCCUGAUUUGGUGUGCGGGAAGAUGGGGGCUUUUGCGCGGGUUUCUGUUGAGAGGGUUCGGGCAUUGGGGGUGGAGGAUUUGGGAGAUGAUGGGGUUCAUGUUUUGCAUGAGCAGAUGCCGCUUUGGGAGGCUUGGGUGUUGGCUGGGUCGUUGAGGGCUAGGAGGAAUGGGAAUGGGAGAGUGCAUGGGUGGAGUAUGUAG
Messenger RNA from Penicillium arizonense, 1527 nucleotides. RefSeq names its product F-box domain protein. The record is from RefSeq and is a predicted model, not a curated record. Lineage: Eukaryota; Fungi; Ascomycota; Eurotiomycetes; Eurotiales; Aspergillaceae. Bases 1 to 1527 code for a protein of 508 amino acids. The transcript is spliced from 2 exons.